Molecule: messenger RNA, 1818 nt
Organism: Penicillium verhagenii
Lineage: Eukaryota; Fungi; Ascomycota; Eurotiomycetes; Eurotiales; Aspergillaceae
Product: GTPase-activating protein GYP1
Exons: 7
Coding region: 1-1818 (605 amino acids)
Biological process (GO): activation of GTPase activity
Cellular component (GO): Golgi apparatus
Molecular function (GO): GTPase activator activity
Source: RefSeq, a predicted model, not a curated record
AUGACAAACAAGAAAGGGCAGCAAGAAAUGGUCCAGACAACUCCGAGUAUGUUCAAACCCUCCUAUAUUCACACACUACCGAGAACCUUGACUGAGAAUAAUUUAAGACGUGCAGACUCUCCAUUCUGGGCUGGACGGGCAACAUCCCUGAAUCAGUCGUCCCCAAAGAUUUAUGGUCAAAACACCGUUGUGGGCGCUUCAUAUUCCCAUGCCAAUAUUUUACAAGGCACAUCAUCCCACCCUCGCCCCAGGACGCCCCCGAAACCCUCCGCCACCAAUGCGCCCUCGCAUCUGGCUCACCGAUCUGGAAACGUCGCCUCCCCUCCAAACGCUCCAUAUGCCAUUAUGACCGACGGAGUAGACGAGUGGAGCAGAGACCCAACUGAAGAAGACGAAGAAGACGAUGAUGAAAUUGUGUAUGAUGACGAUGAAGAUGAAUUUGGGCUUCCAAGUCUUGCGAGUAUGAGACGGAAAAAGACAUCCUUAAAAUCAAAGAAAAUCGAUCCCGGGGGGUUCAUGGGAGGGAAACCUGGCUCCCUUGGUUUUGGGCUUUCAGCCAACAACCGCCAGCGAGCAAACAGCUCAGACAUCGCCGAAGAACGCGGCACACCCAUGUAUCCAACGGCGCGCAAGAGCGAUGAAAAAAUACUGCGACCGCAGUACAAAGAUAUUUUACAAGAUCCUGCAAAUGCUCUGAAUCUCAUCAGUCACACCCCGCCUCCCACCAAUGCGUCCCCCAAGGAGAGGGAGAUUCAUUCGAGUCGUAUCACUCGAAUCAAUAAGUUUAAACGUAUCCUCCAGGCUAGUACCGUGUCCCUUACUGAACUCCGAGAUCUGGCAUGGUCUGGGGUACCUGAGGAAGUUCGGCCGAUGACGUGGCAACUCGUGCUCGGUUAUUUACCUCCGAACAGCGAGCGACGUAUCUCGACCUUGGAGAGAAAGCGCAAGGAGUAUUUGGAUGGCGUUCGGCAAGCAUUUGAACGCGGCAGUGGCGCCGCUUCAAACCCCCCCGCCUCGAGUACUGGACGAGGUAGAGGACUGGAUGAGGCAGUUUGGCACCAGAUCAGCAUUGACGUCCCGCGUACGAGUCCUCAUAUCCCGCUAUAUGGGUACGAAGCGACACAGAGAUCCUUGGAACGGAUCCUGUAUGUAUGGGCCAUUCGGCACCCGGCAAGUGGUUAUGUCCAGGGCAUCAACGACUUGGUGACACCAUUUUGGCAGGUUUUCCUAGGAGUAUACAUUACGGAUCUCAAUGUCGAACAGGGCAUGGAUCCGGGCCAGUUGCCCCGAAGUGUGCUGGAUGCCGUGGAGGCCGAUACGUUCUGGUGUCUGACAAAGCUUCUGGACGGGAUUCAAGAUAACUAUAUUUAUGCCCAGCCAGGCAUCCACAGACAAGUCCGAGCGCUGCGCGACCUUACAAAGCGAAUUGAUUCAGCUCUUGCUAAGCAUCUUGAGCAAGAAGGUGUGGAAUUUAUGCAGUUCAGCUUUCGAUGGAUGAACUGCUUGCUCAUGCGGGAAAUGAGCAUCAAAAACACGAUACGCAUGUGGGAUACGUAUAUGGCCGAGGAGCAGGGCUUCUCACGAUUCCACCUCUACGUCUGUGCCGCAUUCUUAGUUAAAUGGACGGACCAAUUGGUGAAGAUGGACUUCCAGGAGGUUAUGAUGUUCCUUCAAGCAUUGCCCACGAAAGGUUGGACUGAGAAAGAUAUCGAGCUUUUAUUAAGUGAGGCAUUCAUCUGGCAGAGCCUUUUCCAGGAUUCUGCUGCUCAUCUUCGGCCUUCCGGCGACACGCCUCCUGAGAAUGGUAUCUUUUAUUGA